Molecule: messenger RNA, 1224 nt
Organism: Babesia ovata
Lineage: Eukaryota; Apicomplexa; Aconoidasida; Piroplasmida; Babesiidae
Product: glycosyl transferase, putative
Exons: 3
Coding region: 1-1224 (407 amino acids)
Source: RefSeq, a predicted model, not a curated record
AUGUCCGUACACGUAUUUCAUGAAGCCCUUGAAGCCCACGAAGAGAUCCCUGUUUAUCUCGCCGGGCAGCUCCCCCAGCUCCUCGGCCACCUUGGCGGCGAAGUGUUUCAGCGCGUCCUUCGCGGACUCCACGUAGUCCCGCCGCGCCUGCUUGGUGAGCUCCGCGAUUGCAUUUUCUAUCUCCUUGUCUACGAAGCGUUCAAUGUUUUCCACUUUCUCCCAUUUUAUGUAAUCGGCGUUGGUGAGGAAGGUGUGGAUGCCAUUCUUGAUUUUUUCAAGUUUUUCGUUAAUAUGCGGAGUUUCCAACUGGCCCAGAUGCCAACCGGCGUAAGCUCCUGCAGUUUGAACGGCUUCGCAGAGCUUAUCAAGGUGUUCAGUGACCUUGGGGACUGUGUCCCUAUUGAGCUCUUCAAUGUCUUUCUUGAUUUUCUUGAGGCAAUCCUUAUCGUCAUCAUUUGUUCCAAUCUUCUCUAUCACAAAUUCCAUAUUCUUGAUCACGCCUCUUUUUUCUGCAUUUUCGCCUUCCUCACCCUGCAACUCACUCCUCAGAUCGUCAAGCUCCUUGGUGAUCUGGUUGACGCCUUGGUUAAUUUGUUCGGGCUGUUUGGUCAAUAUGCCUUGUUGAUUGCUAAGUUCACUAAUAAUAUUCUCCAAGCCCUUAGCAUUGUUAUCAUCAUUCCAACUUGCCUCGUUACUCAUCCCUUUGGUCAUCAAUUCACUCAGCGUCUUGAUGACGUCGUUGUCCAGCGUGCUCAUCUGCGCUUUGAGUGCUGUUUUGAUUGCUUCGUUGGCUAUGCCAAUUUGUUCCGGGGCGCCAUUUUCAUCCUUCAACUUCCCUCUAAGCUCUCCAAGCUGCUGCCUAAUUGCUUUGACGGCUCCUUCGAUUGCAGCGGGUUUGUCAGUAAACGUCCCUUGUUGCAGACCGUGGAUCGCCAGUCUGAUUGCGUCGAGGCCUUUUUCAGCUCCAUCCAAACCGCUCUUGUCAAGAGCAUCUUCCAAUUUCUUCAGGUGCUGCUUGAUGCCAUCAUCGUCCUGACCUUUGUAAUCGCCGGGCUUACUGUUCUUGCUUUUAUCCACGAACCACGCGAUGGCUUUGAGCUCGUCGGUGAUUUUUUCGAGGGCGGAGUUGACGGCUUGUUUUUGACUGGAGACUUCAUUUGUACCGCUGAGACCAGCCUUGUCUUGGAAAGGCUUCAUCGCGUUGGGGAUAUCUUUUUCGGUUAG